AUGCCGGUGUCUAUUCACAUGCUAGACGGCAUGACUAAGGAGCACUAUCUCCCUCACUUACAGUGGUUACGAGCCUACUUCGAGGAGCGUAAACUCCCUAUGCCGAAGGCAAUACUCACUGACCGUAAACAGGCGUUGCUCAACGUACUCGAUGAGGUGUUUCUAGAGACUCUAACGAUCCUAUAUGAAUGGCAUAUCAAUAAGGACAUCCAGGCUAAGCUUUAUAAGCUCGGCGGCAACUUCGCAUAG
Messenger RNA from Fulvia fulva, 249 nucleotides. RefSeq lists its product as uncharacterized. The record is from RefSeq and is a predicted model, not a curated record. NCBI's taxonomy places the organism in Eukaryota, Fungi, Ascomycota, Dothideomycetes, Mycosphaerellales, Mycosphaerellaceae. Bases 1 to 249 code for a protein of 82 amino acids. The transcript has a single exon.